UUAAGGCAACUGGCAGAGUGGCGGCUUCGCCAGAGCUCAGGAGCUGCCCCCGCCCCUGAGCGGCGGAGUUCUGGCCGGCCUUGAAAGACCCCCGGAGCCAUCGCCCCACCCCAUUCUCAUCUUAAUGCCCUCCACCUUUGAGGGGACAUUUCAACCUUGGAGAGAGGAGGUCUUGCCCUUAACCCCUCAUCCCUUGCCCCCAAGAGGUGAGACUCUUAUAGAAACCUUGGAAGGAAACAAGAUGCCAGGCCUAUCCGUGCUUGGAGAUCCUACAGACAAGGCCACAAGAGGGACAAUGCCAGACAAGGGCUAGGCAACCCCACCUCCGUACCAGCUGUCUCUUCUUCCCCAGCAACAUCCAGAUCUUAGGUGGGUUUUCUGGACCAGUGGCCUUUCUGGACAAGCUUCUGACCCCAUGGACUCCAUGGCCAGGAUGCUACUUACAAACGUCUGCUUCCAUUGAAGACUUCUUGCAGCCCACCAGCUCUCUGGAACAUUCUGGAGUCAAACCUCUCCUCAACUGCCUGCAAAUGCCACUUGGCUUCUGGAUGGAAAUGUGGCCUGCUGGGCACUGGCAGGAAUCCUCAGAACCAUGUGGACCCAGCCCCUUGGACCCUUUGCCCAGUCCUGAUGACACCUGACAGAGGACACCAUGAUGUAUUGGCCAUCUUGAGAUGGACAACCAGACGUUCUGGACCAGGGUUGGGGAGCCAGAGUGGAUCUGAACUAGAUUAACAUUUGGGGUUCUGGGUGUAGCACCUAACCCUGGAACCUUGAAUGGUACUUCCAAGGGGCACCCAUUGCCAGGGCCAAGCCUACAAUGCACAAAGGGGUAAACUGAGGCAGUCUUCAAAGAGACAUCGUUUGCCAAGUUCACAAGGCAAAGCAGUAUAUUUGUUGCUGAGAUUACAAUCCAGAACAUUGGCUCCUGACUCCAGAGGCCAGCCUUUGAUUGACACACAAGGUCACUGCUCUAUGUGAGCCAAAGAUGUGUUUCAGGAUCUACUGUCUCCAACUUGGCUGUGGCUCUUGGGUUACUUCAUUCUGCACCAGCCUUCAGUCACCCAAGAGAGAUGUCCUCAAAGGAGCGCCCUCUUCCAUUGGGCCUCUGAGAGUCUCUGAAAGUGGGUUUUUGGGCUAGACUGUGGGGUCCAUCUAUGGCUGCCUGAGGGACCAAGCAGAGAGGAUCUUUUUCCUUCCACAAGACUGAAGUUAAGGAAGCAGAGACAGUAGUUACUUCAGGCUCAGGCUGGGCAGACCACCCUCGGGAUAAGCAGGGUCCUGUUUUGUGCAUUUUGGACCACAUCAGACUCCUCCAAUGGCAGACCAUGGCAAAUCUGAUUGGCAAGACAAUAUUCAGCACCACGGACAGUAGCCGCCAUACCCGCGCUGUCAUAGCCGGGCUGCUCGAACUGCUUGGAAGGGAGACUCGCUGGACCCGGGAGAGAGACACAACUUAGAUACCAAGAAUGUCUCCUAGCCAAGGCUUAAAGCAUCUGCCUGUGAGGAAGAAAGGCUAGGGAUGAGCCUCAGUACUAGAAUGCUCGUCCAGCAUGCACAAAGCCCUGGUCCCAUCCUCAGUAUUGAGAAGCAAGCAAAUCCACUUGACACAUGAUGGUUUAAGCAGAUGUUUUCAGUCUCUACUAAAAUGGUACAAAACAUCAGGAUAUGGUCUCUACAACCAUGUACUUCUUCUUUCUCCCCCUCCCCCCACUGCCUUUGGCAUCACUGGGGAUUGAACUCAAGCCUUGAGCAUGCUAGAAGUGUGCUCUACCACUAAACCGUAGCCCCAUUCCUGCAGGUAUCCUCUUCCAACACUCCUUCCCCUCACUCCACAUUGCUUGUCUUGCUAUCACCCCUUUCCAAGAGGAAUGGGGGUUUUCUUGACCACAGAAUUUUCUCUCUGGUGUCAAAAUUCAUCUUUACCUCUGUGGCUUUCUACAGCCAGGACUGUCCCUCUCCCCCAAAUUUUUAAAUUGGUCUUCUUUUUUCCGGCCCUAAAAGUGUUUUUACAUGUGCUUACUCUAAAUGAGAUUUCAGGCAAAAAGUUUCCAUAGACUAUUGCUUUCUCCUUCAUGAGGUUGUGGGAUAAAAAAGGGCACCCAUUCCCUCUGUAGAGAGCAAUUGCAUAUAGUGACUAGGAAGGGCACCCUAUGGAGAUAAACUGGACAAAGACAGAUAAUUUAGCCAAAGGUGCAAUUUUUCAGGAGCUUGGGGAGUCCACAGAAGCAAGACAGACUGCCCAACAUUCAAUGGAGGAAGGAAAAAAAAAAAAGGAAACACACACACAGCAAAAAGUGGAAAGAAUGAGGAGCCUUGGCGCUAAAAAUGGAGCAAGAACCGGAGGGAGAUGGGAAGGGGAGCCUGGCAGAAAAUAAGGGUCUUGGGUAGGUGCAGUAGUCACGGAAGGCCCAGCAGACCCUGGUUUCUUGGCUGCCUCCCCCUCUUCCCCGCUGAAGCGGUGGGGGGAGCUCUCCCGAGCAGUGCGGAGGCCGCUAGGCCCCGCCCGCCGCCGCCGCAGCCGCAGCCGCCGGAGGAUUCCUGUCCUAAUAUGGAGCUGGGAUUCCCCCAGCCCCGCCCCCGCCCCCAGCCCGCCGGAGAGACUGGGGCUGGCAAGAGGGCGGGAGAACAGCUCGCCUUGGGGACUGGCAAGCUGGAGAGGGUGCGGGGAGGCCCAAAUGCAGACCCAGAUCCUCACCAGGCCCUGGGUCCUUGCCUCAGUUUCCCCCCACAAAUGGCUAAGGUUAACUGAUAAAGGAAUGAAGAAUCACUGCAGAUCACAGAGGUGAUGUUUGUAUUCCUGUGUUGCCCGGGUUAUAUGAUCAAGGCCGAAUUCAGUUGGUCUCCUCCCCCCCCCUCCCAGGACCACCAUUUCACUCUAUCCUAGAGAUUUAGACCUUCAGGCCAGGGCUUGGAGGGGAGGAGGGGAUUAUUUAUUUGAAAGUGCUAAGGGAUUUUCAGAUUGAAUAGACCCUAGAAAAGACCCCCAGAUGUGAUCUAACCCCUUCCCCCAAACCAAGGAAAGUUUCUCAUGUGACUUUGACCUUUGCCUGGCAGAUAGGGGCAAAUUCUCAGAGGACCCUUCACCUACCUAUUCUUUGCCUCCUUAGAAAACUCAGUGUUGGUAUCAGCCCACCCUUGGCCUUCUACAAACUCUCUUGCCAAGGUCUUCAGACCACCCUAACCCGGGCACUAUCCCUCCUCCCAAUAGAACACAAUAGGAAUUCUGGGUCCCUGCACUCCCUGCCUGGCUCUGCACAGAUCUCGCCAGCCGGCCCCCUCCGCAGCCUUCUUCUCCCCCCCCUCCUCCGCCCCCUCCCUCUCCUGUUCGACGUCACAAGAUGACGUAGGAAGCCAGGGAGGGAGGAGGAGCGCCCCCCCUCCCCAGCCAGUGGCUCCCGCUGCAGCUUGCUUUAGCCCAGCCUCCCGCCUCCCGCUCCCCCCCCCCGUCUCUAAAACGAGCCCCCCACGCCUGCCAGGAGCUAUAUAAGGCAGAUCGAGGCAGGCGAGGGGGGCAGCGCUGCCGAGCGGAGCCCAGGAGUGGAGCGGGAGCGAGCGAGAGCCUGAGCGAAAGACCGGGAAGCAAGGAAGAAGCCUCCGGUGCAUCGGGACAGGAUCGCAGGUGUUCGGGAGCCGGAGCCGGAGCUCCACAGCCGGCAGUCAUGUACCGAUCCACCAAGGGCGCCUCCAAGGCGCGCCGCGACCAGAUCAACGCCGAGAUCCGGAACCUCAAGGAACUGCUGCCGUUGGCUGAAGCGGACAAGGUCCGGCUAUCCUACCUGCACAUUAUGAGUCUUGCCUGCAUCUACACUCGCAAGGGUGUCUUCUUUGCUGGAGGCACUCCUCUGGCUGGCCCCACGGGGCUUCUCUCAGCUCAAGAGCUUGAAGACAUUGUGGCAGCACUACCUGGAUUUCUGCUUGUGUUCACAGCUGAGGGAAAAUUGCUAUACCUGUCUGAAAGUGUGAGCGAGCAUCUGGGCCAUUCUAUGGUGGACCUGGUUGCCCAGGGUGACAGUAUCUACGACAUCAUUGACCCUGCUGACCAUCUCACUGUUCGCCAGCAGCUCACCAUGCCCUCCGCUCUGGAUGCUGAUCGUCUUUUCCGUUGCCGAUUCAACACCUCCAAGUCCCUCCGGCGCCAGAGUGCAGGCAACAAACUGGUGCUUAUUCGAGGUCGAUUCCAUGCUCACCCACCUGGAGCCUACUGGGCAGGAAACCCCGUGUUCACAGCUUUCUGUGCCCCACUGGAGCCAAGACCCCGCCCUGGCCCUGGCCCUGGCCCUGGCCCUGGUCCUGCUUCACUCUUCCUGGCCAUGUUCCAGAGCCGGCAUGCUAAGGACCUAGCCCUACUGGACAUCUCUGAAAGUGUCCUAAUCUACCUGGGCUUUGAGCGCAGCGAACUGCUCUGUAAGUCAUGGUAUGGACUGCUACACCCUGAGGACCUGGCCCACGCUUCUUCUCAACACUACCGCCUGUUGGCUGAAAAUGGAGAUAUCCAGGCAGAAAUGGUAGUGAGACUUCAAGCCAAGCACGGAGGCUGGGCAUGGAUUUACUGCAUGCUGUACUCAGAAGGUCCAGAAGGUCCUAUUACUGCCAAUAACUACCCUAUCAGUGACACGGAAGCCUGGAGCCUCCGCCAGCAGCUAAACUCUGAAGACACCCAGGCUGCGUAUGUCCUAGGAACCCCAGCCGUCCUACCCUCAUUCCCUGAGAAUGUCUUCUCCCAGGAGCAGUGUUCUAACCCACUCUUUAUGCCAGCUCUGGGACGUUCCAGAAGCACUACCUUCCCCAGGGCACCUGAACUAGGUGUGAUCUCAACAGCAGAAGAGCUUCCCCAACCCUCCAAAGAACUGGACUUCAAUUACCUGCCAUUCCCUUCGAGGCCUGAGCCUUCUCUCCAAGCAGACCUGAGCAAAGAUUUGGUGUGUACUCCACCUUACACACCCCAUCAGCCAGGAGGCUGUGCUUUCCUCUUCAGUCUCCACGAACCAUUCCAGACUCACUUGCCCACUCCAUCCAGCUCUCUUCAAGAACAGCUGACGCCAAGCACCGUGACUUUCUCUGACCAGUUGACACCCAGCAGUGCAACCUUCCCAGACCCACUAACCAGUUCACUACAAGGACAGUUGAGCGAAACCUCAGCCAGAAGCUAUGAAGACCAAUUGACUCCAUGCACUUCUACCUUCCCAGACCAGCUGCUUCCCAGCACUGCCACAUUCCCAGAACCUCUGGGGAGUCCCACCCAUGAGCAGCUGACUCCUCCCAGCACCGCAUUCCAAGCACACCUGAACAGUCCCAGCCAAACUUUCCCAGAGCAACUGAGCCCCAAUCCUACCAAGACUUACUUCACCCAGGAGGGAUGCAGUUUUCUCUAUGAGAAGUUGCCCCCAAGUCCUAGCAGCCCUGGUAAUGGGGACUGCACACUCCUGGCCCUAGCUCAGCUCCGGGGCCCCCUCUCUGUGGAUGUUCCCCUGGUGCCUGAAGGCCUGCUCACACCUGAGGCCUCUCCAGUCAAGCAAAGUUUCUUCCAGUACUCUGAGAAAGAGCAAAAUGAGAUAGAUCGUCUCAUCCAGCAGAUCAGCCAGUUGGCUCAGGGCAUGGACAGACCCUUUUCAGCUGAGGCUGGCACCGGGGGGCUGGAGUCACUAGGAGGGCUGGAGCCUCUGAAUCCCAACUUGUCCCUAUCAGGGGCUGGACCCCCUGUGCUUAGCCUGGAUCUGAAGCCCUGGAAAUGCCAGGAGCUGGACUUCCUGGUUGACCCUGACAAUUUAUUCCUGGAAGAGACGCCAGUGGAAGACAUCUUCAUGGAUCUCUCUACUCCAGACCCCAAUGGGGAAUGGGGCUCAGGAGAUCCUGAGGCAGAGGUCCCAGGAGGGGCCCUGUCACCUUGCAACAACCUGUCCCCAGAAGAUCACAGCUUCCUGGAGGACUUGGCCACCUAUGAAACCGCCUUUGAGACAAGUGUCUCAACAUUCCCCUACGAAGGGUUUGCUGAUGAGUUGCAUCAACUCCAGAGCCAAGUUCAAGACAGCUUCCACGAAGAUGGAAGUGGAGGGGAACCAACGUUUUGAAUAAGUCUGUGACUUAACGUCGUCAAGUAUGGCAUAUUGUCAUCAAGACGUGGAGCCGCUCUCCACCCCCCCGGGACUGUUGGGGGGAUUCUGGGGGCCAGAGGGGGAUAUAUCUGAUUCUCCAGGCCCUGAAGGACUAGGGGGGAGGGGGGAGGGCAAGGGAGGGAGCAACUUUUUAAAAUCAAGGAACUUUGAGCGAUCCCAGUUUCCAUUUCAAUCUGUAUUCACUCGUAGUGAGAUUCCUUGAAUGGAUUUCAAGCGGAGAAUGGGGGAGUCUCACUUCCCCACCGCGCUGUCCCAUGGGUCUGGGCCAGUUCUCCACUCCUAGAGGCCAAGCCACCUCUGGGUUUUGGUGGGGGAAAGGCAUGGCCCACCAGGGGCUAGCCUGUGCCCUGAGGGGCUCUUGACACCCACGUAGAAUUCUCUACAAAGCAGUAACGGGAUUUCAAUUCCGACGGACUCUGCCGCCCUGGCGGCCCUUCCUGUGACUUUUGCGCCCCGCGCCUGGGGUGGGGGGCGCGAAGAGACGCUACAUUCCUUUCCGAUGGAGGAAGGCAGAUCUGCCGUCACACGUGUGCUUGCACGAGUGCGUGUACCUGGUGCAGGACUCACCCGGCCGCCCGACUGCCUGGGCUUGCCCAGGUAGUCACCUCGUGGUGCUGCGGUGACUUUGUAGCCAACUUUAUAAUAAAGUCCAGUUUGCCUUUUUGG
Messenger RNA from Myodes glareolus (Bank vole), 6782 nucleotides. Lineage: Eukaryota; Metazoa; Chordata; Mammalia; Rodentia; Cricetidae. The record is from RefSeq and is a predicted model, not a curated record.